AGCCUGUUUCAAGGGUUGCCUGGUGUUGUAUAAGGUGAAAGUGCUCUCAUACAUUUUCGUUUAUUAUAAACAAAUUUUAAUACCGGAAGCACAUUAACAAAUAUUGACUUUAUCUUAACAAGAAUCCACUGCAUUUUCUUGCACCAAUAGCGCCUAAAGGAAGUCAAUGACCUAAGACCAAUCGUUCCUUAUUCACCUAAAUACGGGCAUGACGUCAUUAGGAAGGCGCGUCACAUAUGAUUUUCUUUUCUUCUGUCAAGCUGUAGCGAAUUUGGAGUGUAGUUCCUUAUUAAAUUAUGAGCUUUCACAAGAAUUGUGGAAGGGAAAUGUUACAAAGUUAUGACGAAUAAGAUACUUUGUUUAAAGAUGAUCUAAUUCCACGGUAAAUCGCUCAACAGAAUAACAUUGUGAUAAUAUGCGACGAAAAUCCCACGGAAGAACUUUCUACAAGUGAAACAAGUGUUAUGAUAAAUUGUUAGGUAUUCUGUACAAAUUAUCGUAUAGUUGUAUAGAUUUUGUAAUCUAUAUCGUUGAAAAUGGGUCUGUUAUUUGCUAAAUUGUGGAGUCUUUUUGGAACUGAAGAGCAUAAAAUUGUGAUUGUUGGACUUGACAAUGCAGGAAAAACCACAAUUCUGUAUCAGUUCCUCAUGAACGAAGUUGUACAUACUAGCCCUACAAUAGGUUCAAAUGUUGAGGAGGUCGUUUGGCGAAAUAUACAUUUUAUAAUGUGGGAUCUUGGUGGGCAACAGUCACUUAGAGCAGCUUGGAGUACUUACUAUACCAACACGGAGUUUGUGAUAGUAGUGAUAGACUCUACAGAUAGAGAAAGACUACCUCUGAUAAGGGAAGAGCUAUAUAAAAUGCUAGCACAUGAAGAGCUAUCAAAAGCGGGAGUUUUGGUAUAUGCCAAUAAACAGGAUGUUAAAGGUUCCAUGACAGCUUCAGAGAUCUCAAAAGAGUUGGACCUGACAUCUAUCAAACAACAACAGUGGCAUAUACAGUCAUGUUGUGCACUCACUGGUGAAGGGUAAGUAGGCAUAUAAUGCAGUUGUGGCAUAAAAUAUUUUUAAUUUUUCUAAUAUCAUGUUUGUUAGAUGUGCUAGUGAAAAUUUGUGUAAACAAUUUACAAAUUUGAUUUAUUUGUCUUAUUUUUUUCUACAAAAAAUUUCUUUAGUAAAUUCUCUAUAAAACCUACGUAUUCAAGUUAUGUGAUUUAAAUUCUGAAAACCCUUGAAAAUAAUCACUGCUUAAAAAUUAUUAAAUUCUGUUAUUUUUGAGGUUGCUAGGUGUCAAAAUCAAAGUUCAUGACUUCCUCUACAAGACUCUGGCGAGUCUUUGUAUUAUUAGUCUAUUUCAAAGCAUUGUUAUUUUAUUGUUAAUAACACUGUAAGACAUGCCCAGCCCUUUGAACCUAUUUUACUUAGAAUACAUUUUCCUUGCACCGCUUGUAUACAUUUAGUUUGUUCACCUUCAAAAACAUUCACCCAGAUAUAUCUUAUCUUGUAUUCAGAUCAUUUUGUUGCUAUAAUUUCCUUUCCAUCAGCUUGAGUAUAAAAAGGCAUGGUUAACCUUGGUUUUUAUUGAAUAUUUAUAGUACUAACAAUUUAUUAUUAUUCAACCAUGAUGUACACAGUUUCAAAAUAUUUUUAAACAGUAUAUCCUGAAACUGGUUGGAGGCAUUGACUUUUUAUGGAAGUACAAAAAUGAUCAUUAACCUUCCUUUUUCCAUUUACUAUAUAUAGCUGCAUGUAGUUUCUUUGCUAUACAAGCGAUUACCCUGUUUUUUCUUCUAGUUUGUACCAGGGUUUAGAAUGGAUUGUCAGCCACCUCAAGAAAAAAUGACGAUGUAACCACAUCACCUUUAGGAGUAACUUAAUUCAUUAAGUGCAGUUUGUAAUAUACUUGAGGUAUUUAACUAUUAUGUAUAUCAAGGACCGUUUCUCACAUUGAGAAUGAAUUUGCUAUGUAAAGACAAUUCCCUUCCAAAAAUGACAGUUUAAUAUGAACUCAACGCCAAUCACUCUGUAAAAGAUGAAAUUUUUUUUGUCAUUAGUGAAAUUCCAUUUAUUGUGAUUUAAAAAAUGUGCCUCACUUAAAAUUAUUUUCAUUCAGUUCAAUUAAAAAACUGUAAAGUAUUUCACUACUAUUCUGAUCUUUUCUUGAAAAUUUUAUUAGAUACUUUCUAUUAUGUAUAAUUCAAUGGAAUUCGUCAUUUUGUUUCAUAUGAUUUGUAUAAAGCAUAAUGGUUUCUAUUGUUUACACUUCUCUCGGUUUUUGAUAUUUUUGUUCUUGUACCUAAGAUAGGUUUUAAGUUGUAUUUUAAAACGAGUUUUUGUUUAUGAAAAAGGUUAAUAAAACAUGAUACUUGUAUAUAAUUA
Acanthoscelides obtectus is the source of this 2378-nucleotide messenger RNA. The record is from the annotation of a GenBank genome assembly. Lineage: Eukaryota; Metazoa; Arthropoda; Insecta; Coleoptera; Chrysomelidae.